CAAAAAACAACAAAAUUCAAAGUGUAUGAAAAUUCUAAAAACCAUUAAAAUUUACCUUCUCCAUGGAAAUUGGCGUUGCUUUGAACAACGAACUUGAAGUUCGGAUCUCGGAGGCCUUUUGCGUGUUUGACACUCAUGGGGAUAAGUACAUAGACACUCGCAAUGUGGGACAUGUUCUCAGAUUUUUGGGCUGUGUGCCGACUGAGAGGGAAGUCAACGAGGUCAUUGCAGCCACCGAGUCCACAGAGUACCCUGGGGAAUCGCAGCUAACAAAGUUUAUGGCCCAUGUCUCUCAAAUACUUAUGGCUGGCCAAAUGAAGCCAUCGUCGACUGAAAAGCUGUUCGAGGCAUUUCAGGUACUGGAUCCAGAAAACCAUAAAUAUCUUACCAAAGAGUAUUUCGGAAAGCUAAUGCUGGAGGAGGGAGAUACUUUCACCGAAGAAGAGCUUGAAGACAUGUGGCCUGUGGCCAUUGAUCCGAUCACUGGAAACAUUCCCUACACUCUCUAUAUAAACCAACUAAAGCACAAGGGCCCAAUCUAUGAGGUGGCUGCUGCGGUGAAGGCGGAGAUGGCUCAGGCAGAACAUGGACGUAAGAAGUAAAAGGCAAAAAAAAGCAAGCGUUUUGGCCAGGAUCAUUAUGUUUUAAUAACAAAU
Drosophila guanche is the source of this 656-nucleotide messenger RNA. Its product is annotated as dynein regulatory complex protein 8. The transcript is spliced from 4 exons. NCBI's taxonomy places the organism in Eukaryota, Metazoa, Arthropoda, Insecta, Diptera, Drosophilidae. The record is from RefSeq and is a predicted model, not a curated record. Bases 63 to 602 code for a protein of 179 amino acids.